Messenger RNA from Saitoella complicata NRRL Y-17804, 1278 nucleotides. RefSeq lists its product as uncharacterized. The record is from RefSeq and is a predicted model, not a curated record. Bases 147 to 1052 code for a protein of 301 amino acids. Lineage: Eukaryota; Fungi; Ascomycota; Saitoellomycetes; Saitoellales; Saitoellaceae. The transcript has a single exon.
GCUCGUCGGCGAUGUGCAGCUGGUGCAACGGUCCAUCCGCUAAGCGGAGAAAGCUACUGGCCGCUGAAGGGGGUUUGGUUGGACCGUUUAUAACCGUUGAGGGCCGCUCUCGAUUUACGAGGGACAGCAAUCAUUGAGAGGGAAGCAUGGAGUCCCUCUUGGAGCCUCGCCCAAAGGUCCACUACAACCAAUACACCAGCCUUGACACCAGACUCCUCCACGCAGCCGGCUGGCUCUUCGACGACCUCGACGCCGAACCCAUCAGGCUCUCCGCCCCACCAUCUCCAGUACAGACCUUCGAUCCUACCAAAUCUUGGGCCGAGAUCCUGAAUACGAGACCGGUACUGUCGAGAAUCAACACCGAUACGACAGCGAAGGAGGAACGGAGCUUACCGUCGCCGCCACCGUCGCCGGGUGGUUUGGUCGUCAUGGGAAAGGAGGGGCGUCAGACGUCGCAUGACUCUGCCUGUUCGAUGGGUGAGGAGGAAACAGAGUUGACACCGCCUUCUACACCCCCGACGGAGCCAUACCAGAAGCUUUACCCCGUACCCGUUACCACGCCAAAACCGGAAGUAGCACCACUACCGGCGCCGGUGGUGGUGGUGAUCAAUGAAGAGGCCUUGGCAGCGGAUUUCGAGUCCCAUAUGAUUACACCGCCGGAGGAGGACCCUCUCUCAUAUAUCUUCUCGAAUCCGACGUCGUCGCCGAGGACGAGUGUUGAUUACGUCGCGUCGCCAUACUAUGGCGGCGCACUCUCGCCCUUCGCAAGCCACGACGUCAACCCCUUCGACUCCACUCAACAUGAGGCCGAAUGUACCCUGUUCGAGGAAGAACCAAUUAUCACCGAACCAUGCCGUCGCCGUCCCCGCAAGAACGCGACGCUCAAGGCGUACUAUCGUACUUGGACCGUGAUGGGCGUUGACGAGAUGACAGGGCUGCCGCUGUUUAGGCGGGAAUCGGGGGAGAGGUAUCGGGAGAUCGUUGGAGGUGGGGCAAGGAAGAAGAUGGAUGUGCCGUUUCGGAGGUUGAGGGUUGGUGGGUGUGGGAUUUGAAGGGAGAGCAUAAGAUUUUUUUGUUGGGAAUUACUUCUUGGGGGCAUUUGGGGUUUUGCAUAUGGCGUUUUUUUCUUUUCUUUAGAUACCCCUUCGGCAUGAACUUUAGGUAUGCCGUAGCUACACUUGGCUGGGGAGGUUUGCGAGCUGGAGGAGCCGCACAAGUUGGACCGUACGCAACAUGAACUGUUGCAUACCUUAUCAUCAAGUGCAUUACCUUACUCUU